CCCAUCGGAGGUUGGUCCUAAAUAACCAGAGGGGAAGAGAGAGAGAGCGUUGUUCAGAGUUCAGACCAAGCAAGCGAUCUCUGAGGCUAAAAAGUUGGAAACUCGAAUCACUAUUUGGAACGAGCCAUUCGUAUUCCAUGCCCCUCGUUCCACCACAUAUUUCAAUCGUCAUUCCUUUUCUCUAUUCUCUCGCUUGUUGUACCUUCAACAUUUUCAGCCCUCUCUCUUUCCCCAUUUUGCCGGUGCCACAGUUUCUCAUCCUGUGAAUGGCAUGCUUUCGUGUUUUUGGUGUUUGUUAACUGUAAUUGAUUAGCCUCUCAGAAUAACAGUCAUCUGCUAGUCUAUACUAUCGGAUUCGUCAUGAAUGCUACUAUAGGGAAUCAGCUUAUCUCUGUGACUCCCGAUGAGCUCAGGUUCAAUUUUGAGCUGGAGAAGCAAGCAUUUUGUGAUCUUAAAGUUUUAAACAACACAGAGCACAACGUUGCCUUUAAGGUCAAAACCACUUCACCUAAGAAGUACUUUGUACGACCAAAUACUGGUGUUAUACAGCCCUGGGACUUAUGUAUCAUCAGAGUCACCCUCCAAGCCCAACAAGAAUAUCCUCCGGAUAUGCAAUGCAAAGACAAGUUUCUCUUACAGAGUACAAUUGUGGGUGCAAUUGCUGAUGUUGAUGAGCUUCCACCAGAAACUUUUAAUAAGGAUAGUGGAAACUCAGUAGAGGAGUGCAAACUAAGAGUUGUAUAUGUCACUAAUACAUCGGCCUCAGAAGAUGAGGCAUCAAAGGGCGCUACACAAAAAAAUGAUGACAAUGCUGUUUUACAGCGCUUGAAGGAAGAAAGAGAUGCUGCUGCUAAACAAACAGUCCAACUGAAACAAGAAUUGGACAUGCUGAAAAGGCAAAGAAAAAGAAACGAUCCUGGCUUUUCCCUCACCUUCGCCAUUGUUGUAGGUCUUAUUGGGCUUUUACUAGGCUGGGUUUUGAAACUUGGCUCUGGAAGAUCUUCACAAUCUACUGAAUUUACAUCACCUGCUGGGUUUUCUCCAUCUACUGAAUGAUUUCAUACAUGCUAUUCAGAAUCUUUAUUUGCGGACGUUCCCCUGUUAUUCACAUUGUAAAUUUCUGUUGAAUGGAUCUUUAUUUCCGCUGAUUUGUUCCCCAUAAUAUAUUUAUUAAUUAAUUUGAAGCAUCUUCUCCCGUUUAGACACGAGGCCCAGCUUGCAUCAGUACAGUCAAGAAGAUUUGAAUUGGAUCUGAAUAAAAUUUGGAAUAUUUAACCUUGCCCUGACCAAAUUGGAUCCGACGAAGGAAUUGCUUUCUUUGACAAUGUUGUUAGCAUCAAUUUGUCAAUGGACAAAUAUUUCAUUAUUUUAGGGAAAAAUAUAACUAUUGGUUUUAUAGUUUUAGUCUU
Prosopis cineraria is the source of this 1409-nucleotide messenger RNA. RefSeq names its product vesicle-associated protein 2-1-like. The record is from RefSeq and is a predicted model, not a curated record. The coding region runs from base 361 to 1056 and encodes 231 amino acids. Gene Ontology annotation, biological process: endoplasmic reticulum membrane organization. The transcript is spliced from 7 exons. Lineage: Eukaryota; Viridiplantae; Streptophyta; Magnoliopsida; Fabales; Fabaceae. Gene Ontology annotation, cellular component: endoplasmic reticulum membrane; plasma membrane.